AUGGACCUGAAGGGCGUCGUCACGCAUUCCGAUCCUUCUAUGAAGGCUCCGAAAUCUUUGGGCACUGUGGUGAUCAAGUUAGGAGGACGGACAGGCACCAGCUCCAUCGUCGACGAGACGACAAAAAAACCUCUUCUCUCCAUCUUGACCUUGAUUGUUGAGACGGCCGUCAAGUUAAGGGAAGAUGGACACAAAGUCGUCAUCGUCUCUUCAGGUGCCAUUGGCGUUGGGCUUCGUCGUAUGGACAUAGCCGUACGACCCAAGAAGCACCUGUCCAAGUUGCAGGCUUUGGCAGCAAUAGGACAAUGCCGUCUUAUGAGUCUAUGGGACAGUCUCUUUACACAAUUGAGACAGCCGAUCGCACAGAUUCUCCUUACCAGGAAUGACAUUGCAGACAGGUCAAGGUACCUAAAUGCCCAAAACACAUUCAUGGAGCUCCUUGACAUGGGCGUCAUCCCAAUUGUAAACGAGAACGACACCCUCGCCGUCUCGGAGAUCAAGUUUGGCGACAACGACACACUAUCCGCUAUUACAGCGGCUAUGGUUCACGCAGAAAUGCUGUUCCUCAUGACGGACGUAGAUUGUCUAUACGACAAGAAUCCACGAGCCCACCCAGAUGCCAAGGCUAUCGAAGUGGUGGAGGAUAUCGGAGCCUUAGCAGCCGAUGUAUCCUCUGCCGGAUCUUCUUUGGGCACGGGAGGCAUGUUCACCAAGAUCGUGGCAGCAAGGCUUGCCACCUCUGCGGGAGUCACCACCAUCAUUGCCAGGGCAUCAAACCCAGGCAAUAUCCUCAAUAUUGUGAAGUGGAUCGAGGCGAACCCAGCUGCCACGUCGACUAGGACCAGUGUGAACGACCACGCGGACUCUUCCCAGCCCGGAAGUGAUUCAGGCGUUCAGCCUCCGCUGCACACACGGUUCCUCCCAUCAACAGAUCCCAUCAGGGACCGCUCCUUCUGGAUCCUUCACGGACUCAAGCCACACGGGACAGUUUACAUAGACCAAGGCGCGUACCAAGCACUGCUGGACAAGGCCGGCUUACUCCCCGUAGGCGUGGUGGACGUCGAUGGGCAUUUUGCACAACAAGAAGCCGUCCGGAUUGUGGUGGUCGAAAAGAAACUGUCAACGCCGACCCCUGACGGAAAGUAUUGGGAGGGCUCCACCAACGAGGUUGGCCGAGCGCUGGUGAACUACUCAUCGGCCGAGAUAGCCAGAAUCAAGGGUCACCAAAGCACCGAUAUCAAGGAUCUACUCGGGUACGCCGACAGCGAAUACGUCGUUCACCGGGCCCAGAUCAGUUUCUUUAGGAGGGAAAGCAGACCAGUCUCCCCAACCAUGGAGAUGGAGACCAUAAUUCGGGGGAUUGGAAGCUACGAGGUUACGCACUAA
Molecule: messenger RNA, 1386 nt
Organism: Pyricularia grisea
Lineage: Eukaryota; Fungi; Ascomycota; Sordariomycetes; Magnaporthales; Pyriculariaceae
Exons: 6
Coding region: 1-1386 (461 amino acids)
Cellular component (GO): cytoplasm; cytosol
Molecular function (GO): ATP binding; RNA binding; glutamate 5-kinase activity
Source: RefSeq, a predicted model, not a curated record